GCGCACUGCAGUAAGGAAGUGAGGACGGCAGCACGUGUAUGCUCCUGUAUCAUGGCACUCAGAGCUUGUGGUUUGAUUAUCUUCAGGAGAUGUAAUCCUAGAACCUCAGUAGCUUCUGUCAGUGACAUUGAAUUUCUGCUUUUGCAAACAUCCUACGGAAUACAUCACUGGACCCCUCCAAAAGGUCACGUUGACCCUGGCGAAGAUGAUUUGACCACAGCUCUGCGUGAGACGGAAGAAGAGGCCGGUCUGCAUGCCAACCAGUUCCGUAUAGUAGACGGUUUCAGGAAGGAGCUAAAUUAUAAAGUAAACAAUAAACCAAAGACUGUGAUAUACUGGUUGGCGGAGCUGAAAGAUCAUAACACUCGUGUAAAACUCUCAGAUGAACACCAAGACUAUCGCUGGUUACAGCUGCAGGAAGCCUGUAAAUACGCUGGGUAUCAGGAUCUGCAAGACACCCUGCAAGAGGCUUACACGUUUCUUGUCAAUGGAACCACUGAAAACCAAUCUUAACCCCUUAAUGACCGCAGCACUUUUCCAUUUUCUGUCCGUUUGGGACCAAGGCUAUUUUUACAUUUUUGCGGUCUUUGUGUUUAGCUGUAAUUUUCCUCUUACUCAUUUACUGUACCCACACAUAUUAUAUACCGUUUUUCUCGCCAUUAAAUGGACUUUCAAAAGAUACCAUUAUUUUCAUCAUAUCUUAUAAUUUACUAUAAAAAAAUUAUAAAAUAUGAGGAAAAAUUUAAAAAAAAAACACUUUUUUUAACUUUGACCCCCAAAAUCUGUUACAUAUCUACAACCACCAAAAAACACCUAUGCUAAAUAGUUUCUAAA
This is a messenger RNA of Bombina bombina (fire-bellied toad), 834 nucleotides long. RefSeq names its product nudix hydrolase 2 (gene NUDT2). The record is from RefSeq and is a predicted model, not a curated record. NCBI's taxonomy places the organism in Eukaryota, Metazoa, Chordata, Amphibia, Anura, Bombinatoridae. The transcript has 3 exons. Gene Ontology annotation, molecular function: bis(5'-nucleosyl)-tetraphosphatase (asymmetrical) activity. Gene Ontology annotation, biological process: AMP biosynthetic process; ATP biosynthetic process. The coding region runs from base 52 to 513 and encodes 153 amino acids.